This is a messenger RNA of Knipowitschia caucasica, 981 nucleotides long. The record is from the annotation of a GenBank genome assembly. Lineage: Eukaryota; Metazoa; Chordata; Actinopteri; Gobiiformes; Gobiidae.
AUGAGCUCGUUGUUUGCUUCAGGUUGUGCGGAGGGCGACGUGUGCCACGGUCUCUCUAUCCCCAUCUACAUGGUUUUCCCCCGACUCUUCACCUGCCCCACCCUGGAGACCACCAACUUCUGGGGCCCUACAGACCCUCAGUCCUGGGGCCAUCACAGAGGACCGUCCUCAGUGCUGAGUCUGAGGCAUGCUCUGGGGUGUGGAUUCCCUCACAUGGACUCACUUCAGGGACUCAAGAGGUGUCUCUUGGUGGAAACAGGAUCUCUGAUGUGUCUCUUGGAGGACACAGGACUCAGUAGUGUCUGUGGAGGACACAGGACUCAGAUGGUGUCUCUUGGAGGACUCAGGAAGAAGAGGAGUAACAGGUGGAGGAAGAAGAGGAGUAAGAGGUGGAGGAAGAAGAGGAGGAAGAAGAGGAGAAAGAGGUGGAGGAAGAAGAGGAGGAAGAGGUGGAGGAAGAAGAGGAGUAAGAGGUGGAGGAAGAAGAGGAAGAAGAGGAGAAAGAGGUGGAGGAAGAAGAGGAGGAAGAGGUGGAGGAAGAAGAGGAGUAAGAGGUGGAGGAAGAAGAGGAGGAAGAAGAGGAGAAAGAGGUGGAGGAAGAGAAGAGGAGGAGGUGGAGGAAGAAGAGGAGGAAGAAGAGGAGAAAGAGGUGGAGAAGAGGUGGAGGAAGAAGAGGAGGAAGAGGUGGAGGAAGAAGAGGAGGAAGAAGAGGAGGAAGAAGAGGAGGAAGAGGUGGAGGAAGAAGAGGAGAAAGAGGUGGAGAAGAGGUGGAGGAAGAAGAGGAGGAAGAGGUGGAGGAAGAAGAGGAGGAAGAAGAGGAGGAAGAGGUGGAGGAAGAAGAGGAGGAAGAAGAGGAGGAAGAAGAGGAGGAAGAAGAGGAGGAAGAGGUGGAGGAAGAAGAGGAGGAAGAAGAGGAGGAAGAAGAGGAGGAAGAAGAGGAGGAAGAGGUGGAGGAAGAAGAGGAGGAAGAAGGAAGUCGUG